This is a messenger RNA of Pygocentrus nattereri (red-bellied piranha), 743 nucleotides long. Its product is annotated as fucolectin-like. Bases 57 to 743 code for a protein of 228 amino acids. Lineage: Eukaryota; Metazoa; Chordata; Actinopteri; Characiformes; Serrasalmidae. The transcript has 7 exons. The record is from RefSeq and is a predicted model, not a curated record.
GCUGGAUCAGACGUGACGGUGCUAAACGGAGACGUUCGCUGCAUGUUUGCUGAUCUAUGAUGCUCAAGACAAUGAAGAUACUCUAUGGAUGCCUGCUUCUUCUAACAGGUGCCUGCUUUUGGUCAUGUCAAGUCACAGCGAGCAGCUAUGCAGGUAGCACCUCAAAUCCAUCUAACGUGGCCUUGGGAGGAUAUGCAACACAAUCAGUAUCGUCAUAUACUGAGCACUAUGCAAGUCGGUCUAUUGAUAGGAACAAGGAUACAAACUUUCACAAUUAUUCUUGUUCAACUACUGAUUAUGUUGAUUCCCCUUGGUGGAGGGUGGAUCUGUUGGGUUUGUACGAGAUUAGCAGUGUAGUCAUUACUAACAGAGGUGACUGCUGUUCAGAAAGGAUCAUCGGGGCUGAGAUCCGCAUUGGAAAUGCCUUAGACAACAACGGCAACAAUAACCCCAGAUGUGCCGUCAUCUCCAGCAUGCCUGCUAAUUUGACCAUUACAAAUGCAUGCACGAUGAUAGGUCGUUACGUGAAUGUGGUCAUUCCUGAAACAAACAGGAUUCUCACUCUCUGUGAAGUGGAAGUCUAUGGAAUUGCAGUGCUCAUUAAAAAGGAAAAUCUGAGAAUAAAGUUCCACACCACUGAGAAUAUGACAGAUUCUACAGCGGGGGACAAAGUUCUUCAGCAGGUUUCCAUGUUUGAUGAGGAGGAGACUUUAGUGAGAGCUAACAGUGACAUUACACAGUGA